Ylistrum balloti is the source of this 4392-nucleotide messenger RNA. Its product is annotated as PH and SEC7 domain-containing protein 2-like. NCBI's taxonomy places the organism in Eukaryota, Metazoa, Mollusca, Bivalvia, Pectinida, Pectinidae. The record is from RefSeq and is a predicted model, not a curated record. Gene Ontology annotation, biological process: regulation of ARF protein signal transduction. The transcript is spliced from 12 exons. The coding region runs from base 101 to 2761 and encodes 886 amino acids. Gene Ontology annotation, molecular function: guanyl-nucleotide exchange factor activity; protein binding; phospholipid binding.
AUAAAAACAUAUCAUGAGGAUAAGAAUUGCCUUGCACUUGAGGGACAGUCUUGACCUAUUAAUGGUUUGGGUGCCUGAUGUGAUUGCAUGAUAGCUGGUGAUGGUGGACCGUGUUGCUCAGAGUGCCUCCUCCCGUAUCCCCGUGCCAGUCAGGGCCACAGGCCACACCUUGGCUAAUAACAAAGUAAAACAACUGACCAAAGAACAACCCAAGCACAUAUUUCAGGAAAAUGGACUGGUGGACACACAUUCCAAGAUUGAAGAGACCAGCUCCAAAGAUAACACCAAGAAAGACAAGGGUUUUGAAACUUUUGUUAUGACGGGUGACAUGAUAAUUCGGACAACACAGAAAACUAGAGACAAGAGCAACAGAAGCACAUCUGAUAGCACGGACACCAGUGAUACAGCUGAUCUGAGUGACAUAGGUAUACACACCAAUGCUGUUUUUAUAGAGGAGAAAGGUGUCCAGGAGUAUACAGAGGGUACUACUCUCAAUAAAGACAAUCAACGGUCAGCCGAAUCUGGGUUUGAGGAUCAGGAUUCGGGGACAUUAGAAAGAGACAGGAGUCAGGCCACUGAACCCAACAGUGUAUCAGACUUGUCUUUAAUCAGUUCUGAGGACUUGACAGAUAUGACGAGGUCACAGUCCUCAGCUGCAAGUACAUCAGUUUCAUCUGUCUCAACGCCUUCUGAUAUCAAGUCAGACAUAUCUGAACAGACAGUUCUACAAUGUAUUGUGGGGAACAAUACCCAUUCUUCAGAUCGACUGAUAUCUCCAGAUACUGAAACAAAUAAAGAUAGCGAUACCUAUAGUUCUAGUGAAGAUGUGAAGGACUAUAAUGAAUCAGAAAAGGACUGCGACUACUCUAAAAUGGUCACCAGUAAAAGUGCCGAAAAGUUUGUACAGGUAAAGGGUAGUAGUCACCAGAGUGUACGGCCCAGUAAAAGUCAAGAGCUUCAGUCUGAAUUCUCUCUAGUAGCCAUAGAUAUUGAGGAAGAUAAUAAGGCAUACUCAUUAGAUCAAAUACCACAACAUGGCACAACUAACUCCACAGCUUCACUGGAAGGAAUCGGGGAGGGAGAUGCAAUGUUAACCUCCAGAAGUCUUGACAGUUCUCCAGAACACAAAGGAGACAAGUGCCAUGACAAAGAGUUCAUACCUGGGUUUAUAACACUAGUGGAUGAGGCACAUAUGAAAAAAGCCAAAACCAAAGAGGACAAUGAUAUGAUUGGUGAUGGUGCUGUAAAUAAUAACUGUCUAGAAGGCUCACAAAAUAAUACGGGAAGUGCUGAGGUAGAUGAUGAAAAGUGUCAGAGAUAUUCAUUAGACCCGUCACUUGAUCCUAAUCUCUUAGACUAUCAACCUCUUGCGAAGGGUGUUGAUCGGCCAUCAGCACAGCGUCUUGCCAAACGACUGUAUAACUUGGAUGGAUUCAAAAAAUCUGAUGUGUCGAGACAUCUUAGUAAGAAAAAUGAUUUUGGUGCAUUAGUAUCUGAAGAGUAUCUCAAGUUUUUUGAUUUUGAGAAGAAUACUCUUGAUAUGGCUCUGAGAAAGUUCCUACGGCAGUUCUCUCUGAUUGGAGAAACACAAGAAAGGGAACGGGUGCUAGCUCACUUCUCCAAACGAUAUAUGGAAAGUAAUCAAGGCAUUUAUAAUUCUGAAGAUGCCUGCCAUACACUUACUUGUGCUAUUAUGUUGCUGAAUACAGAUCUUCAUGGCCAGAGUAUUGGUAGAAAAAUGACAUGUGCAGAGUUUAUCGAAAAUCUGGCAGAGCUCAAUGAUGGUGAAAACUUUCCAAAAGAGCUGCUCAAAAUUAUCUACCAGAAUAUCAAGGCUGAACCAAUAGAGUGGGCAGUUGAUGAUGACCAUGAUGAGGAGCACAGUCAAACGGAGGAUCGCACAGCUACAUCUCUAACGUCAGCAGCACCCAUAGGUUUUAAUCCCUUCCUGGAUGUACCUGACCCAGACAAAGCCACUGAAUAUAAAAAUGGCUAUGUGAUGAGAAAAUGCUGCAUGGAAGCAGACAGGAGAAGAACACCCUUGGGAAAGAGAGGAUGGAAGAUGUACUAUGUCUCUCUGCGUGAUUUGAUAUUCUACCUCUAUAAGGACCAACAUGGGAUGAAGAAAGGACAGCUCAUACAGGGUUCUAACAAUGCAAUACGCAUCCACCACUGCCUCGCCUCUAAGGCUACUGACUACACAAAGAAGCAGCAUGUCUUUAGGCUUCUCACUGCAGAUGGGGCAGAAUAUCUGUUUCAAACCAGUGACAGUCGUGAGCUCCAGGAAUGGAUUGACACCAUCAAUUUUGUGUCGGCCAGCCUUUCGUCCCCUCAACUGCCAGGUGCUGUGGGCUCACAAAAGAAGUUCCAGCGGCCAUUGUUACCAGCUACCUACACCAAAUUUAAUCUUCGUGACCAACUGCAACGCCAUGAAGUCAUGUGUACCCAAGUAGAGAUGGAUCUUCAAGAGCAUCGUCAGUUUCCUCCAGAAAAGGGUGCCAAGGCCCGCCUUAUACAAGACUAUUUGGAGAAGGAAAGCUUUCUGGAGAGUGAGUUGAAGCGGUACAAGACUUACACUUACUUACUCCAGUCCCGUAUGACUACCUACCCAGAGCUGGAGCCUUCCCUGGUAGAGACUGUCAUUGGGGAGGAUGAGGAGAAUGGACAGACAGAUGAGAUGAAAGUCGUACAGAAACGACCGGUGCAACGCUCCCUGUCUGAUAGGAGAGAGGAUAUGUUGACUGUUGGUACCCUUGUCUGAGACAUGGGAAAGUGACCAAGAACAAAGCAAUGACAACUAUAUCCAUACAGAAUCGGCCAUUACACACUUCUGACUCCAUCCACCUUGAGCUUUCAACAUCAUUCAAGUCACAAGAGUGUCAUUGGGGUUAUAUGACUUGUCCUCGGAUAUUUAUCCUUGUACAGCACUUUGUAAUGUUCCAACAUGGAUACGAAUAUCAUCUGUAAUGUAACCUUUGACCUAGAUAUGACUGUUUGACCUUGAAUGUCGUUUAUUUCUCGUCACACUAACCUUUAUUAUUAAUGUGUUGUACAACAAUUCACCAUAAUUUAUAUAAAAUUCAAUAAUCUGGUUGUUGAAUGCAAUAUAUUGUAUAUCAAAUAUUCUAUUUCAUUACCACAUAGGCAUCAUGUCAACCUGACUGUCCAUAUCAGUAAUCAUUAGUAUUGUACAGUAUACAUGUACUACAAAAAAUACUAUGAAAAUGACCUUAAUGGAGUAGUUUCAAUAUAUAUUGAUCAUGCCAUUCAGCUGCUAAAACGAAGAAUCCUCCCUCUCAACAAAGAACAGCAUUGUAAGGUCAUUUCAGAUUUACUGGCAUCCAGGCAAUAGUAAUGUGAAAAAUAGGUUGUGGUCUUGAGCCUCAAUUUGUACUCUUGAGCCUUGUUUUGUACUCAUAAAAUUCAGAUUUAAGAUUUCAAUUAUUGUAUUACUGAUUAUGUAUUAGCUAAUGUAACAUUUUUACAAAACAUUGCAUGUCCAUUCUAGAUCAAUUAUGUUUUCCACCAGUAAUUAAGUUUAAAGCCUGGACCUAAAAUCCAGCAAGUGUUUUCCUCCAGGAUGUUUUAUUUUUUUAUAAUGAUGAUGGGACACUAAAUGGGAAGGUAAAUUGUCCUUUUUACAAUAACAUGAUAUUGAAGUACCAUGCCAUGAAGAUAUUGUGUGAUCAAAAUGACCAGUGUUGUGUUCACUUUUCAAUCCUUCAAUGAUGACAGUUCAUACCAAGAGAAUGACGGAUCCCGCAGAUGACUCAUUUAUACAUUUAACAGUUUGUCAUAAUUGUCAUCACCAAAUUAAAGUUCACCAUUACAGGUCAUUUUGGUCCAUUUAAAGGUCUGCAAUAUUGACUUUUGCAACUUGGUAGAUUUCAGUCCUGCUGUUUGUACUGAUCCCCUGUGGUAUAUAGAUUUGUAAAUAGCAAAGAUGCUUUGAACUCCCAUGAUAUAGUAAGGAUGGGCUGCUGUGCAAUGGAUUGCUAUUAUUUAUGUUUCUAAUUGCAUGUGUACUAAAAACAGUAUUUUCUUUCCCAUUAAUCAUGUAUACAUGCCCCCCCCCCCAAUUAUUUACUCAUCACCAAAGUUGUUUAUACAAGAUAUUGAAUUCAAAAAUUGACAACUCAUUUGUAGAUUCAUACUGAAAUCACAUUCUUUAGAUACCAUUAAUUCUCAUUACUUUUAUAUCAACCAGUGAAAUAGAUAUUAUUGGUUGUUCAAGUUUACAUGCAAUAUAAACAAGCUAUUCUGUAGAUUAAAAAUGAUUAACAGUAGACUUUCUAGUUAACUUCUUUUAUCAUGCGUCUUUAGGAUUAAAAAUAUUCCUGUGGUUUAAGAAAAUUGUAUGGAACAUCUAAUAAAAUUUAUUUUUUACCGCAA